Anopheles moucheti is the source of this 672-nucleotide messenger RNA. Its product is annotated as general odorant-binding protein lush-like. Gene Ontology annotation, molecular function: odorant binding; dibutyl phthalate binding. Bases 1 to 441 code for a protein of 146 amino acids. Gene Ontology annotation, cellular component: extracellular region. The transcript has 5 exons. The record is from RefSeq and is a predicted model, not a curated record. Lineage: Eukaryota; Metazoa; Arthropoda; Insecta; Diptera; Culicidae. Gene Ontology annotation, biological process: olfactory behavior; sensory perception of smell.
AUGAAAAAGGUGGCGAUCGUGGUGACAUUUUGUGUUCAGUUUUUGGUCCAACAUGCUAACGGAGCUAUGACUAUGAAGCAGCUAACCAACUCGAUGGAUAUGAUGCGUUCAGCAUGUGCUCCCAAGUUUAAAAUUGAAGAAGUGGAGCUACACGGUUUAAGGAAAUCAGUUUUUCCUGCCGAUCCGGACAAAGAACUUAAAUGCUACACUAUGUGCAUAGCACAGAUGGCGGGAACUAUGACAAAAAAAGGCGAAAUCAGCUUUUCCAAAACAAUGGCACAAAUUGAAGCAAUGCUCCCGCCAGAGCUGAAAACUAUGGCAAAGGAAGCGUUAAGCCAUUGCAAAGACACACAAGCUUCCUACAAGGAUCCCUGCGAUAAGGCAUACUUCUCUGCAAAGUGUGCUGCAGAUUUCACCCCCGACACCUUCAUGUUCCCCUGAAGAUGACAUCACGGAUUCGAUGCCACGAAUGCUGGAUAUGAUUAACUUUCAUUCGGCUAUAAUAGUUCUCUGUUUUGGACUCUAGUUGAGCAAUUUAUUGUGAUAAAAAUAAUCUAUGUGUUUAGUUUGCACACCGUACACCGGUCUGGACUUACAUUCUUUGUAGGAUUAGUGGACAAAUAUAUAAUCUUGAGGAAUGUUUUGUCGUUUUUGUUGUUGGUGUUGUUAUAA